AUGGAUACGAAAGACAUACUUCUCACUUUGGAAUCAAUAAAAAAGGCGUGUGGCGCUUUAUGCCGCCAAGAGCAUAGAAGGACUCUCCUAUCCAAGGACACUAGACUUUUUUUGGAAUCGGUUUUUGAGAAAAAGAGAUCUCCUAAUUCAAGAGAACGUAAGGCAAUUGAAGAGAAAUGUGGGAUGACAGGAGCCCAGGUGAGAGUGUGGUUUGGUAAUAGACGCGCUAGAGCUGUGAUUGAUAAGCCACAUUCAAUUCUAUCACUUUCUCCACCACCUCCUCCGGAUCGCCCUUCAUGUUUUUCAGAGCCAACAAAAAAUCGUUACUCCCCGAAGCUCUGA
Messenger RNA from Lachancea sp. 'fantastica', 342 nucleotides. The record is from the annotation of a GenBank genome assembly. NCBI's taxonomy places the organism in Eukaryota, Fungi, Ascomycota, Saccharomycetes, Saccharomycetales, Saccharomycetaceae.